Molecule: messenger RNA, 1736 nt
Organism: Dermacentor andersoni
Lineage: Eukaryota; Metazoa; Arthropoda; Arachnida; Ixodida; Ixodidae
Source: RefSeq, a predicted model, not a curated record
UUAUAUAUGUGUAAUAUUUGCAUCCGUAUAUUUUUUCGACUUAGCCGUUCUUAUCAAUCAUAUUUAGAAAUAUGCACAGCAAUAAUUUGAUAUUGUGCUUCCCGAACUAGAUAGCCUGUAACUUUAUCUACUAAAUGCAACAAAUUUUGCCCGAAUCUGAACAGCGGUUGUCUCAUAAAAGUAUUUUAGCGUUUUACAUGUCUUUCCGAAUAGUCAACAUGCGCGCCAUUGUGCCGCCCCACUACACAUUUUUUUUUUUUUACUGGCUGCCGGUUUUGACACACUCUUAAUUCAGCUGAUUUCAGUCACAGCUGCAGCUCGCGAGUGGGCCAAAAUAGAGUCUAUCAGCAAAGCGCCAUGACUCGCUACACAAGGUUUAGAAAUAGAAGAGAGGAAAAAGAAGAACGACAGGGAGGCCACGCCCUCGCGCGCUGGCACGCGAGCCCCACGCGACAAAGGAGAAUCUCUCUCGCGCUUUCGAACACGCAGCUAAUCGUGGCGGAUGCGCUUAGAACCAUCGCAGGAAGGAACGGCAUCGUCCUACUACCUGUCAUGGGGAUCAGUGUACCUGGCUGCAUCGAAAUUCACCGUCUCCUCCAAGGCUCCCUGUCAACCAUCUCGGAAGAGACGCCCUCCCGCAAGACGCCUUCGUCGAUUGCACUCGCCGCACUUCCAGAUGGGGCCAAGGAUGACGUGUCCUACACCUUCAGUAACUUGGCCAUCGAGGACGUCCUCCCAGGUAAUCGGGACCUUGUGCUCAAGCCGUGGUACAAGCUCGACGAACGCACUUGCGGCAGCCUCACAGGACAUCCCAGCAGGCUGUUCCCGAGGGCCGAGUGGUACCCACCGGUUGAGAUGGGCGUCAAGGACAUCGUGGCUCAGUGUAACACCAUGAAAGUACCAUGGACCGCGCAAGGAACCUGGAACCAGACGCUGGUAGCAUCGAGGUUCACCGUGCGCCUAAUAAUACAGAGUGCCCGAGAUCCGAGUACGCGUGGAGUGGAAGCGACCGCGACCAUGAGUGGCCAGUUCGUCGAGUGCGACCACGUGCCUUCGGCCGAGUACAGCCUCGACGUCUUCGGCCGCAGGCUACGCAUCCACCCACGUGACACGCUGCCGCGCGCGUUGACAAUGCUGAAAUCCACCAUGGCUGUGAGCAACGGCGACACUUACGGCGUGGCUGGACCAAGCAGCAGCAUUUGGAGGCUACACGCGAGGUUCGCCCCGAACGGAGUAGACUGCAGCACGGCAAUCACGACAGGAGUCGCCCGUCGUCUUGUGCGUCGCCGCACGUGUGGCUGCCGUUUGCUCGGCUGCACCUCGUCACAGCUGCAGCGGCACAACGGCCCGAAGCUCUGCAGGCGGCCUUAACGCCACGUCAGCUGUGCUUAUCCAAACUGAGUCACUGACCGUGCGUUCUCUGCUGACCACGUGACCAGCGACAUCAAAGUGCACUGCGUUCGCUGGCACGAUGGUCACACGAGACGUUUGGGGGCGCACUGCCGCCUCCACUAUGUUUAAGGGCUGGCGUGCCUGCGCAGGGUUUGGCGAGGACGUCCUCGGCAACCGCUGCGAGCUAGUCGCGGUGCCGCUAUCGCCUUGACUAAUGUACAACGAAACUGUGGCCCCGCUUCCGGCGAGUGCGUGGGCUUGUCUUUCGUAAUAUUCUUCAUUUUCUCAAUGCAUUGGUGUGAAAAUAGCGUUUUAAUAUGUGUUCAAAAUACAGUUUUUUGCGA